UUUGCAAUGCAUACCUACUGACGUCUGACCGGACAUAUUAAAAAGUUUAAUUAGUUUCUUUCAUAUAUUAUGUAUACCUAAUUUUUGUGACCAAGACGUGCUAAUUACAAGUAUGUUUCGAAAAGUAGCUAGUAAGGCAGUAGAAAAUAAUUGGACAGUUAUAAACAGCUAUUUAACCUUAGUUCUUAUUUUUGACGAUAUUGUUGGGGAUCGAUUAGGAAACGAUCAAAUCUUUAUUGCGUUGGCAAUAAUUAUUAUUUGCCUGGUGGUUAUUGUGAUUAAAUAUAACAGCAUGUACAUCCAUAACGUGUUGCACAAACUAAUGUCGAAGACAAAGCAGUGUUACAGACUCCUAACUGUUGUUGUUCGCAUGUUGCGAUUUGAGGAACGCAGUCGCUUCAUUGGCAACAAUAAGAAUUGUCAGUGUCAUUGUCGUGCUAAUAUUGAAACGUUUGUCAGAGAGUAUAAACAAGAAAACGAAAACAUACUCAAUCACAUAAUGGAAAACAGAGCGUUGAUACAAAUGGUGUUAGCCAAACUGAACUCUACUCCAGAGAAGAAGGCACUUCUUGGGCCUCCUAUGCCGCCGCCUCCGCCACCACCUUUGCCAUCACCGCCGGUUUUACCAGCUAACAGCCGUGGUCUUUGCGAUUCGUCCAAGUUACAGCGCUUCACAAACGGCUUUUUCAGGCCCGCCAUAACUGUGGAAGACAUACAAAAUGUGAAACUAAAGAAAAUCGCAUACCAUAAGGGUUACUACACAAAUCAGUCGGCCGUAUUGUGCAAUUCCAUAAAUACGAUAAAACUGAAGCACAUCAGUGGCGUUUCCAGCCUUUCUUGUAGUACCCAAGAAGCCGGAAGAUGUUAAUCUCUUGUUACACUGUUGCAAA
Molecule: messenger RNA, 890 nt
Organism: Adelges cooleyi (spruce gall adelgid)
Lineage: Eukaryota; Metazoa; Arthropoda; Insecta; Hemiptera; Adelgidae
Exons: 5
Coding region: 113-868 (251 amino acids)
Source: RefSeq, a predicted model, not a curated record